This is a messenger RNA of Pogona vitticeps (central bearded dragon), 3098 nucleotides long. Lineage: Eukaryota; Metazoa; Chordata; Lepidosauria; Squamata; Agamidae. The record is from RefSeq and is a predicted model, not a curated record.
AAGGUCUGGAACUGUCUCUCUCUUCUCGAAGAAGUGAGCCUGUUUAUGAACAUUUUGCUGAUUCUUCCUACUGCACCGGCCCCUUUCAAAACUUCCUGUGGUUUUCAGACUUUCCUGUGGUACCAGAGUUGCUGCCAGAUCCAUAAUAUGUUGGUAUGGUAGUUGUAUUCCUGCGUGUAGAAACCUAGGAGCCAAGCUAAUGUGCUGUGCGGAAGUGUGGUGUCGCAGGGUGCUUUCACAGGAAACGAGCAGAAAGCUGAAGUGAACUUCAGAAGGGAGAGACCGCCUGCUGCUGAAGACAUCACAGGUUUCACAGCGACAGAAGAGAGAUUUGGGUGUAGACCAUGCCUGUCCCACCUCCUCCAGCUCCUCCACCGCCACCAACGUUACCUGUGGCAAAUACAGAAAAGCCUUCCUUAAGCAGAUCGGAGCAGGCAGGACGAAAUGCUCUUUUGUCAGAUAUUACCAAAGGGAAAAAACUCAAGAAGACUGUUACCAAUGACAGGAGUGGUCCAAUCCUUGAUAAACCCAAAGGAUCUGGUGGUGGCGGUGGUGGCGGCGGUGGCUUCACCAGUGGUGGCAGCAGCGGUGGUGGCGGUAAUAACUAUGGUGGUGGUGGAGGACCUCCUGGUUUAGGGGGUUUGUUCCAGGCAGGGAUGCCAAAGCUUAGAUCUACAAACAGGGAAAAUGAUUCUCCAGGAAGCAGAGCGCCAGUAUUUCCACCCGGAGGACGAGCAACGUCUGCUAAGCCUUUCUCCCCCUCCGGCAGCCCAGGGCGGGUUCCGGGCCCUUCUCUCGGGCAAAGAACACCAGCUCCAGAACUCCAGAGAAGUCGGAUGCCUCCCCCAAGACCGGAUGCUGGCUCCAGGCCGGACACUGGCGCGCCUCCUGUGCCGAAUACUCCAAGACCUAUCCCUUCCAGUCUGCACAAUCGGGGAGCUCCCCCUAUGCCAGGAGCAAGCAGACAAGCCAGCUUAGGGCUUACGCCUUCACCUUUCCCAGGAAGCAGAAAUCCAGGGUUUGGAGGAUCCGUUCGCCAGUCGUCCCCCAGCAAUCCUGCCUCCACGUCCCCUUUCUCAAACAGGCCUCCUCUUCCUCCUGCACCAGGCAGGCUGACAGAAGAGAAGCCGCCUCCACCACCACCUCCAAUGGGAUACAGGCCCUCUCUCAACAGGGAGCCUUCUCUGCCACCUCCUCCGCCUCAGAACAGCAAACCUCCAGUUCCCUCAACACCUCGACCAUCCUUUGGGGCUGCGGUUCCUCCUCCCCCUCCCCCGAGCAGGCCGGGGCCACCCCCGGUUCCUCCCACACCGGGUGGCAACGAUGACAUGCCGCGGCUGCCUCAGAGGAAUAUAUCGCUUGCGCCUCCCGCUCCACCCGGUCUGCCUGGCGGUGGUCGCACAGGGCCUCUCCCUCCCCCGCCAGGCGAGAGGCCGCCGCCACCUGUGAGAGACCCCCCCAGCCGGUCAGGAUCCCUUCCUCCACCCCCACCCCCAAUAAGCAGAAAUGGCAGCACUUCCCGGGCUUUGCCAGCCACCCCACAGCUUCCUUCCAGAGGAGGCUUUGAUAAGCACAGAGGCGGACCUGUGCCGCCGCCGCCUCCUCCGCCUGACAGACCUGGCUCUGGAGCCCCACCACCACCUCCUCCACCCUCCUCUGCCAUGAGAAACGGCUUCCAGGAUUCGUCGUGCGAUGAUGAGUGGGAAAGCCGAUUCUCCUUCCAUCCUCUGUCUGACUUACCACCUCCAGAGCCAUAUGUGCCCAUGAACAAAAGCUACCCCAGUAAACUGGCAAGGAAUGACAAUAGAAGUGGAUCCAGUCGCAGAGAAAGAGGUGCUCCCCCACUGCCACCUAUUCCAAGGUGAAACGUGAUCCUAAUAUUUCUCAGGAUGACAGCUUUUUAAAACGUCUCUUGAACCUCUCCACACAUUUGGUAUCGUGAAAAGCCUCCUCCUUUCUGGCACUUCUGAACACCAUCUCAGCCCCGGCUGAAUUUUCCGAUCAGGCUGGUAGAAUCCUGAUCAAAUAAUUUCCUCUAAAUUCCCAUUUAAUUCAAUGAGGAUUGAAGUGGUCCACAUUAGAAAUACACUUUAGUUUAUAAACUAUAGAUAUGUAGACUAUCCUCUUACUCCCUGCUUUGUGGAAUUAAGCUGCAGUGAAAUCAGUGGAACCUGCUUCCAAUAAGGUGCUUUGGACCCAGGUGGUAUGUAUUAUUCUUACCUAGAAAGCUGUCUUGAAAAGCUGAUUAGGGACCAUAUCAGUCACAUUAGAAAGUCCAAUCCUGUUCGUAGACUUGCCCUCACUAUCAAUGAGACCAAGCAUACUAGCUGCUGCUGUAUUGUGGGAGCAGGUAAUAUUUUAUCAAGUUUCAGUCUGAAACAUACAUUUUCAAAGCAUCUGUUCCAUCCAGGUAUACCCUUUAAACCGAAGUCUGAGACAUUAUAGAUCAAAUUGAUCUGAUCAGUUUUACUGCUGAAAAAAAUGAUGUGGCACAAGUGUCAAUAACUUCCUUUUCCGGAAAUAGGUGGAGGUAAUUUAGUGACAAUCUACAUGAUAUUUGUAAUUAAUUUAAUGCCAUCAUGUACAAAACAAAAAGGCCUCUUAUUGUUUAUAAUGGAGUAGCAGUUUUCACAAAGCCACAGAAAUACUCCAUGCUACAUUCUAGAGCAGCAUGUGGACAGAAGCAGCCUUCCAAGCCAAAAUGGAUAGGGGAAAUCACAUAUACAACUAGAUACUGUUAGCAGUGUUUGGCAGUGUGUGCAUUGUAGAACCACCACUAAAAAAAUAUUAAUAUGUCACUGACAGACAUUUCAGGAGCAGAGGCUCAGAUUCAUUCCCCCCCUGCCCCCCUUUCCCCUUCUGCUAAACAGAAUGGAUUUCUUCCUUCCUCUCUGUUCUUUAAAUAGGAUGAGCAAAGUCCUGCGAGCUAUGCACACAUGCCAUAGGACCGGGGUGCUAGAAUACAACAGUAUUAAAGUAUCAUGGUCUUCCGGGUGGCAAAUGCUCAUUUUGCUAACAGUUACAUUUUUAGACUUUUCCUCUGAAACAUGUAUUAUGCCAUAAUUCCCAAUUCAUUCAAUAAAUUAGAUUACUGUGAA